Pseudocercospora fijiensis CIRAD86 is the source of this 1770-nucleotide messenger RNA. RefSeq lists its product as uncharacterized. The record is from RefSeq and is a predicted model, not a curated record. NCBI's taxonomy places the organism in Eukaryota, Fungi, Ascomycota, Dothideomycetes, Mycosphaerellales, Mycosphaerellaceae. Gene Ontology annotation, biological process: circadian regulation of gene expression; entrainment of circadian clock by photoperiod. Gene Ontology annotation, cellular component: nucleus; cytoplasm. Gene Ontology annotation, molecular function: FAD binding; DNA binding. The coding region runs from base 1 to 1770 and encodes 589 amino acids. The transcript has a single exon.
AUGGCCCCAAAACGCAAAGCAACCUCGCCAGUGCGGCCACCGGUCAAACAGGCCAAGCGCGAACCGGGCGCGGAAAACUUCGACCAUUCGCGCAUUGCAGAGAAAGUGGGCAUUGUCCAGCGCGAAUUCUAUCCACCCGAAAUGUCCAACGAACGAUGCAAGCAGUACAACGAUGGGGAGAUACCGAGGCCAAGCAAGCUGCUUGAAGACGCAAUCGCUGCGACCAAAAAGGAGCGCGAAAAGAUCAAAACGGGCGAGACAGUGGUGCAUUGGUUCAAGAGAGAUUUGAGGCAGUACGACAAUAGAGGCCUGAGAGCAGCGAGCGAGCUGGCCAAGAAGAACAACGCGAAUUUGGUUUGCAUGUUCAUCGUCAGUCCGGAAGACUAUCAAGCACACUUCACCAGCAAGGCCAGAGUGGAUUUCGAUUUGAGAACGCUGGAGGUUCUGAAGCAGGAUCUGGCCGAAAAGAACAUUCCGCUGUACGUCAAAACUAUGGAGAAAAGGGCAAAGGUAUUGCCGCACAUACUCUCCUUGUGCGAAGAGUGGAAUGCCAAACAUCUGUUCUGCAACAUCGAGUACGAGGUGGACGAGCUGCGACGAGAGACCCAGCUCAUCAAGCAAGGCCUGAAGAAGGGCAUUUCUGUGAAUUGUCUGCACGAUGAUGUGGUGGUGAAGCCGGGAGAUCUCAUGUCUGGAGCCGGUAAGCAAUACUCAGUCUACACUCCGUGGUAUCGGGCUUGGGUAAAGUUCAUUCAUGAGCAUCCAUACGUUCUGAAUGUCAGCGAAGCCCCGGAUGCCAAUCCAGACUCCGCCAAGCAGAAGUUCAAGGAUAUCUUCGAUGCAGCAAUCCCGCCUGCGCCUGAGAACAAGCGUCUUUCCGAAGAAGACCGGAAACGAUUGGCCUCAAUCUGGCCUGCCGGCGAGCACGAAGCCCAAGAACGACUCCAGCGCUUCCUGAAAGAGAAGAUCAACAAAUACAAAGACACCAGAAACUUCCCGUCCGCAAACUCGACUUCAAACCUCUCGGCACACUUCAGCGCCGGAUCCCUCGCAGCUCGAACAGCCAUUCGUGCCGCACGCGAAGCCAACACCGCCAACAAGCUCGACGCCGGCAUUCAAGGCAUCAUAACCUGGAUUUCCGAAAUCGCCUGGCGAGACUUCUACAAACACGUCCUAUCACACUGGCCGUACGUCUGCAUGUUCAAACCCUUCAAAUACGAAUACAGCGACAUCGAAUGGGAAUACAACGACGAGCACUUCCAACGCUGGACCGCCGGAACCACCGGCUUCCCCAUCGUCGACGCCGCAAUGCGCCAAUGCAAACAAACGGCCUACAUCCACAACCGCUGCCGCAUGAUCGUCGCCUCCUUCCUCGCCAAAGACCUCCUCCUCGACUGGCGCCAGGGCGAAAAGUACUUCAUGGAAAACUUGAUCGACGGAGACUUCGCUUCGAACAACGGUGGUUGGGGCUUCUCCGCUUCCACCGGCGUGGAUCCUCAGCCUUAUUUCCGAAUUUUCAAUCCUUGGCUUCAGAGCGAGAAGUUUGAUGCGAGCGGGGAGUAUAUCCGGAAAUGGGUGCCUGAGUUGAAGAAUAUCAAGGGUAAGGCGAUUCAUGAUCCUUAUGGACGCGGAGCCGCGAAGGAGGCGGAGAAGGCGGGGUAUCCGAGGCCGAUGGUUGAGCAUUCGAUGGCGAGGAAAAGGGCUUUGGAGAGGUAUAAGGGGGGUUUGGGGAGGAGUACGGCGAAUGUUGGGGGUGGGGUGCAUAAUUGA